Messenger RNA from Trichoderma reesei QM6a, 2139 nucleotides. Its product is annotated as cation transporter-like protein. Bases 476 to 2026 code for a protein of 516 amino acids. Gene Ontology annotation, molecular function: ATP binding; protein serine/threonine kinase activity. The record is from RefSeq and is a predicted model, not a curated record. Lineage: Eukaryota; Fungi; Ascomycota; Sordariomycetes; Hypocreales; Hypocreaceae. The transcript is spliced from 2 exons. Gene Ontology annotation, biological process: protein phosphorylation; intracellular signal transduction.
CUUCAACGUACCAUCUUCCUCUCUGCCGCCAAUUCGAUUCUCUUUUCCUUUUCCCUUCUGGACUUUACAGAUUCCAGGCCAUCUCACUCUCCUAUCCUCUCUUAUUUGUCCGGUGCCUCGAUAUCCUGAAGCCGUUGACAAUUCAACAACGCCGCUCUUGACCCGUUCAUUCGGCUGUUCGAGAACUUUAUUUUCACUUAUGCGGCUGCUUCUGGUAUCCCAUUGGAACCUCGACCUGUGAUUUAUACUACGGAAUCUCUCACACACAAGUCCCCGACAACAAAUCCCCCCUUAAGGAAGAAAAACAAAAGCCAAUCAACCCACUCCAAUCAAAAGGCAUCCUUUUCUUUUCUCUUCUAUUUCUUAUUCUCCUAUCCGUUUAAUCAUCGUCUCCGUCUUCGGAUCUGGUUAUUCGACUUGAGCUCUUGAGGACAAACAGACCCCUUUGGAGACUAUACCCUUCAAGUCGCUUAACAUGCAGCACCAUGCCCCGUACGGAUAUCCCACUCCCCCGGCCUCUCCCGCGUACGACAACCUCAAGUGCAACGUCCAACAGCCCUUUGCUACACGGACUUUCCAGCCCCGAUGUGUACCCCUUGCCCCAGAGCAGCGGUUAGGACAGCUUCUCGAGGGCAAGCUCCAGCUCACUGAUAUCCUUGGUACCGGCGCAUACGGCGUCGUCUACACUGCCCUGGAUAUCAACACUGGAGUUCAGUAUGCUGUCAAGUGCCUGAGCAAGUACAAUGCCGAUGGAACUCCGCUGGAACGCCGCCAGGUUGCCUACCAGCAGCGGGAGAUUCGCCUGCACUACCUCGCUUCGGCGCAUCCGAACGUGGUGUCCAUGAUGAAGAUUGUUGACGACCCUGACUGCAUCUAUGUGAUCCUGGAGUACUGCCCUGAGGGCGACCUGUUCUCCAACAUCACCGAGCGCGGCCAGUACGUUGGCAACGAUGAGCUCUCCAAGAAGGUCUUCCUCCAGAUCCUGGAUGCCGUUGAGCACUGCCACAACCUCGGCAUCUACCACCGGGACCUCAAGCCGGAGAACAUCCUCGUCACCGACAAUGGCGAGACGGUCAAGCUGGCCGACUUUGGACUGGCCACCAGUGAGGACCGCUCCGAGGACUACGGCUGCGGAUCAACCUUUUACAUGAGUCCAGAGUGCUUGGACCCUUCCGCGAGAAAGCCCUACUACAUGUGCGCCCCCAAUGAUGUCUGGAGCUUGGGGGUCAUCUUGGUCAAUCUGACUUGCGGACGCAACCCCUGGAAGCAGGCUUCCUUCCAAGACUCGACCUACCGGGCAUACGUUCGCUCGCAGGACUUUCUCAAGACGAUCCUCCCGCUGACCGAUGAGCUCAACGCCAUCUUGGGACGCAUCUUCAACCCCAACCCUGAGCACCGCAUCACACUUCCCGAGCUGCGAAAGAGGAUCAUGGCCUGCUCCCAGUUCACCGUGCCUGCAGUGCCCACACCCCACUCCACCCCAGACCAAUACGUUUCCAACGAGGACGCCAUAGUCGACGACUAUGAAUGCGACUCGGCUCUCUCGUCUGCUUCGUCCUCAUCCACCGAAGGUUCAUUGGCCUCGAGCGUGUCGACUAUCGACGACCUUGACACCGACGAGGACGAGGACGACUACAUGUCCGUCCACCAGGAUCUGCCACAGGAGUACAUCCCUCCUCAGGCAUACGAAUCGGAAGAGCUCGACGCGCAGCAAGCCGUGUACCAGGGCCACGAGUUCGUGCCCCAGCAGUACACUGGUCCUGUCCCCGUCCCUCUACUGCACCCGCAUGCCCACAUGGUUCCUCCUCCUGCGCCGGCAGCUCCUCUGCAACAUGUGCCUUGUCAGCAAGCCUCGGCACCUAUCCAGGCUCCCAUCCCCACGCAGCCUGGAUACCAGCUCAAGUCGCUGUUGCCUUUCUGUGUGGACAUGUUCAAAUACGUUCAGCAUGUGCAGAUGAUGCAGCCAAGCCACGUGCCUUUCCACCAACAGGUCUCCUUCUUGUCCCCCCUCCACGGCUGCUACUGAGGGACAACAACUUCGUAUGCCAGGACCUGGCUGACUUACUACUACUUUAAUCCUUCUCGCUUCUUUCAGACCUUUGGAGAAAACAAAGGCGUCUAAUAAGGAUUCAAGGCGAC